Molecule: messenger RNA, 16043 nt
Organism: Mizuhopecten yessoensis (Yesso scallop)
Lineage: Eukaryota; Metazoa; Mollusca; Bivalvia; Pectinida; Pectinidae
Product: E3 ubiquitin-protein ligase MYCBP2-like
Exons: 86
Coding region: 103-13983 (4626 amino acids)
Cellular component (GO): nucleus
Source: RefSeq, a predicted model, not a curated record
CCGGAUAACACAGAGAACCAGGUGCCUAAUUUGGAUGUGAGUCUGAACCCAUCCGUAUUCAAUGUGUACUCGGCCGUCCGUCAGGCCGUCCUUGAACGAUGUAUGAAAGAGGCAAGCCAGAUCUAUCAUCAAAGCAUCACUGCUCAAUCAGACUCGGACAGCGAUGAUACUGGCGAUGAAAAAAACAAGGAGUCUACCAUAAAACUGCCAAAGAUUGUGACCUUUGGACUGAGUGGUCUAUUUGAGCUAGUACGAGAGACACGCACCAAGUACCCAGAGCUAUGUGUGCGGGCCCUGGAGGCCUUGCUCAACCUCCUACAGGGACAGCAACCGGAGAGUAUGAAAUUGGAGCCACCAGACAUCAUAGAUGGACUAUUCCAGCUCCUUAUGGAGGUGGCCAUGGUUGGGGGGUCAGAUUUGAGCCUGUCAUCUCUGGCCUGCUCCUCCCUCAUCUCGCUCACCGUGGCCCUGGGUGAUACCGGCAAGCUGCUCACCGCCAUCUCCUCAAUGUUGAUGAGUCCAGCUCCAUUGGCCAUGCAGAAUGUUACGGUGCCAGGCAUACUAACAUCACUACAGAAGAGUGUUCAGGCUGUACUUCUGGGUAAGACCCAGCUACCCGACUGGUUUAAUCAGGGCGUCAAGUCUGGGGGACUGAUCGACACAUUCACACUGGACAAAAUUCACACCAAUGAUACAACAGGCGGAAUAGACUGUGCAGUAGCAUCUGACGGCAAGUUUUUGUACAUAUUGGACAACAGAAAUGGAAUCGCAAAAGUGGGAACAGGUUAUGGAGAUACAACUAAGGGACACAUUUAUCUCCACAAAGAAUUUUCAGUGCCCACGUCAUGUGUGUGGCUUGCUUGUGCAGGGGAUCAGCUGUUCUGUCGGUCAGAUGAGAAUGCACAACCCUGUCUGUGUACCAUCAGUAAGGAUGACCUAUCCGUAAUCAACUCCUGUAAACUGGAUGGUAAGGGCCCUGGACCCAGUGCUUUGUUUAGUGACGGAGAAAACAUUGGUCAGAUCGCAGCAGCUAAAGACCAAGACAGUUUUGUGGUGCGCCUGUACAACCCGAAGGUCAGUCCAAUGACCGUGGCAGGAGAGCUGCCCCUAAAACUUACCCGCAAGUGUAUGGAUGUGUUCGGGACAGCCUCGUACGUCCAGAUCACAGAAAGACACUCAAUCAAUACUGCAUAUGAUGAGGAUUCUGUAGCAAUUACAGGAGCAAAAGACUUUGCACUGAUAAGAACUGUUGGUGGGAAGGUGUUAUACAGUGGGAAGUCUCAGUCCCUGGGCAUCAAACAGGGAGCACCUGCCCAGGGUAAGUGGGCGGAGCUACCUAUCACCAAGUCACCAAAGAUUGUGCAGGUCGCCACGGGACACGAGGGCCAGCAUGCCCUAAUGGUGUCAGAAGAUGGUAGCCUGUUCUUUGUUGGAACGCCACGACGUGGAGAGGAUGGAGAUACCAGCAUGUCCAAAGGAAGACGCCAACCAAAGGCUGUAAAACCAAAGAAGUUGGUUCGGUUUGAGUCCAAGACUGUGAUGCAGGCUGCUUGUAACAAUGGCAGCAGUGCGUUUGUUACCAAGGAGGGUGAAGUGUACAUGUUCGGGAAAGAUUCGUCCUACUGUGACCAUGCUAGUGGUCACGUGACGGACCUGAAGGACGUGGUUGUGACAAACAUUUGCCUGGGGAAGGCCCACGCCAUUGUACUUACCAACAAAGGUUUCAUCUAUAGCUUCGGUAUCAACAACAAGGGUCAGUGUGGCCGUGAUUUCCAGCCUGGUGGCUCCAAGGAAGCUAGUAACAACGUGACAAUGACUGAGGAGGAGGAGGAGACAGAACAGGAGGAGGCCAUUUGUGGUGCAGGGAGGCACAAGUGGAAGACAGACCUAUGUAUGGUGUGUUCUGUGUGUGGGGAAUGUACAGGGUAUGGUAUUGCAUGUGUUCACUCAGUACAGGGAGGCAGAAACCCUGGCAUGCCGUGUGGUUGUGGGUCUGGAGACUCGGGUUGUAGUGAGUGCGGUAUCUGUAAGAUGUGUGCCGCUGAACAGAGCAUGGAUGAGGCCCAACAAUUAGCUCACGUCCUCACAAAGAACAAGGACUUGGCCCAGUUGGACCUACUAGUUGGACCUAAAGGUGGUCGUAACCAUGGUACCCCUUUGGAACAGUUCUUCAAGCGUCUCCUGGAACGACCGGCCAAACAACACCAUCGGUCUGGUUCUAAAUCAUCAAACAAUAAACAGAAAGGCAAAUCACAGCCUGAAGUAGGAAGUGACCAGGAGACCGAGUAUAAUAAGGUGGUCAGUCUACCGCCUCUAGAGGUGACUGUCGGGGACGGAGACAUACCAGUCACACAGAUAUCCUGUGGUCAACACCACACAGUUGUGUUGCUUCAGUCUGGAGAGGUUUAUGCCUUUGGUAGUAACCAGUAUGGUCAACUAGGGCAAGGAGAUGUCACAGUCAGAGGUGUGCCAACGAAGGUCCACCUUCCACUGACCGCCACCCAGGUGGCUACAGGAGCCCAUCACUCUGUUGUCUUACUCUCCAAUGGUCAAGUUUACACAUUCGGAAAUUUCCAGAAAGGUGCCCUUGGUAGAGCAGGCCCUGACGAGGCAGGGGCCAAGACAAAGAAGGGGCUUUGGUAUGCCCUUCCUGGACCAGUACCUGGCAUCGGUGCCAGAUAUGGUCGGCGUGCGACCUGGAUAAAUGCCAGCGGAGACCAGACCUACAUGAGGAUUGAUGAGUCACUCAUCAACGCCCAUAUCUUAGCUUCCUCUAAAGUCUUCGCCAAUACAUCUUGUAUCGGUUUGAUUCCAAUGGGAGAAGAGCAUGCUGGAAUUAUGAAAUGUCUGAUGAUCAGUAAAACUGAUGGCAGCUGUCGCAGCCUUGGAGGUCAAGACCAGGUGGAUCUGUCCCAGGACUCUGUGUGUCUAGAUCCUGUGUAUGAUGUGCUGUGGAGUUACUCGCCAACAAAACAGGAGGUGGCCUGCUACAAUGUGAUGGCCUCAGAGGCACGGCCGCUCAAGUCUCAAGUUCAGAUGGCCAGCAUCCACGAUUUAUUCAAGCCAGAGAUUUCUGUACCUGUUAGGAUGGGUUAUCAGGCAACACGUUCUCACUGUGCCCUCCACUUACUAGGCUGUCUGGACACACUGACCUCGGCCCAGCUGUCCAAUCUUACUGUAAUGGAGGAGACCAAAGAGAAGAUGACCGCCUCCAAAGUCUACUGCAAGGAGGACUUCUCAGUGGUCAACAGGUUUGAAAGCCAUGGAGGAGGAUGGGGCUAUUCUGGUCACUCUGUAGAGGCUAUCCGCUUCAUGGUGGACACAGACAUCAUCCUUGGAGGCUAUGGACUCUUCGGUGGCCGUGGGGAGUACUAUGGUCGCAUCAAGUUGUUUGAGUUGGGUCCAGAUGGAGGCGAGAAUGAGUCUCAGGAUGGAGAACUGCUGGCCGAGACAGAGGAAAUGGCAUUUGAGUGUGGAGCUAGGGAGAAGUUUGCCAUGGUGUUUGAGGAGCCUGUGACUCUCCAGGCCAACAGUUGGUAUGUGGCAUGGGCGAGGAUCUCCGGUCCUAGCAGUGACUGUGGCUCCACAGGCCAGUCUGUCGUGACCACCGACGACCAAGUUGUAUUUAAGUUCAGAAGUUCUCGUAAGUCUAAUAACGGAACAGAUGUCAAUGCUGGUCAAAUUCCACAGUUGCUGUACAGACUGCCCUCGAGAGACAGCCCUGGAGCCGUGAGGAAGGUUGACCACACAGAGCCAGCCCAUGUCCUUAGUCCCGACUUUGCCUGCUCUGUUACACCAGAGAACUUUGAGGCACUGCUGAAGCUGUUACAGUGGAGCUGGAACACCUUCCACUCCUCUCUUGGAGAAAUGGAUGGCCUAAAGGGAGACAACUACAUGGCUGCCCUUUCAGACUUACGACGGGUGGAAUACAUCUGUAAGGCUAGCCUUUGUCUCCUACGGAUCUAUGUCACACAGAUUUACCCGGAUGGAAACAAGCUUCAGAAGGGGAUGCCAGAAUCCACAAAGCUAGCCCACUGUGUAGGCGACACACAGGACCUACUGCGGCGUAUCCUGGCUGAGGAAGUCCGUCCCACAAAAGUACAUAUGUACCUAUCGGAGCCUCCAGGCAAGGCGUUUGAGGAGCUAGAGGAAGAGAUCCUAUUGGAGUGUCACAGGACAUUCCGUGCCUGUUUUCAUGCCUUCUACCCCACUGGUAACCUCAAGUGGCUGUGUCUAUGUGACCUCCUCAACCAGCUAGAACCGGACAUGAUGAAUGUGAAUGGUUACGGCCGACUGCUGGCAGCUGUAAUGGAGGCCAUGUGCCACCCAACAAUCCGCCUCACCAAUAUAAUGCCCAUCAACUGUGAGCCACAAACAGAGGAGAUUCUGCGUCGACAAUCUGUCAUAAUGGACGACAAUACCAACAGUAUGGCUCGCCUGGGCGAGGUCCACAAAUUCCCUAUCCUUGUUGGCCACAUGACCUACCGCAUUGAGAUGUCUGGUAUUGGUGGUACUCACGUGACAUUCAAGGAAAUACUGGACAAGCUGCUGCUGAUUGUGAUGUUACCGGUGAGACAGGCGCUGAGUAGUGACAUGUCUCUCUACCCCACAGUACUGGUGGGCAAUACAUGUUCUCUACUCUCUACCAUCGUCAGCGAACUGUCUGCCACAGCCACUGGGCUUGAGAUGGAUCUCGGCACAACAACGCGCCCCCUGUUGGUGACCCCAAACAGGUUCACUCGCACGAGUCAGAGUGCGUACUGGAACACUGGGAAUGGCAGUCCGGAUGCUAUUUCCUUCAGUGUGGACAAGCCUGGCAUUGUGAUAGCUGGAGUGUGUGUCUACGGAGGGGAGGGGCGCUAUGAGUAUGAACUGGAAUUACUUGAUGAUAGUGAUGGUCCCACAGAUACCAACCAUGCUCAGCGGUGGCGAAGCAUAGAGUUUGUCAAGGGUACCUACAGUCCUGAGGACUGUGUCAAUGACAUUGCUGAAAUCAAGUUUGACCGCCCUGUCUCAAUCAAGGAAGGAGUGAAGUAUACAAUCAGACUGCGUAACCAUGGAGCCCGGACACUGAAUGGGGACAAUGGUAUUAACAAGGUCAAGUGUCCUGAUGGAACGACCUUCAACUUUGCUGCCUGUUCACUCAGUAGUAAUGGAACUAACCACAUGCGAGGACAGAUACCACAGAUCCUGUACUACAGUGCCCCACAGGAUGGAGAGUCCUAUCAACAGAACAGUAAGAGUCUGGCCGAGCUCCAGGCUCGUAAGAAUGCUAUUGAUAUAGUGGCCGCCAUCUGUAGGGCUACAACAGAUAUCCUACAUCGUGCCAACAGUCUGCCUGUGGAGGAGUCUGGAUCAAUCCUCGGUAACUCCCACCUGUUCUGUUCUCUGCUGCCACUUAUCUUGGCCUACAUUGGACCAGUAGCCUCUCAGGACCCAGUGGGAGCCGUACAAGUGCUAGGUAUGAUACAGGAGAUUCUGCCCGCCCUCACCAGCAUCAACAGUAAAGUAUCCCCACCCCUACCCUCCAUCGAUGGGGGCUUGGAGACCAAUGGGAGCACAACCUCACAUCACUAUGCUGUGGUGGAAAGUGACCAUCCCUAUAAACCAGCUACUGUAGCUAACUACAAGGUCAUAUUCCCCGAGUCUGUCAACUGGAUGGUGUUGGAGUUUGACCCCCUGUGUGGCACGGCCCAGGCUGAGGAUACACUUCAGCUGUUUAUUCCCAGCAGCCUCAACUCCAAUGAGGUCACCACCAGUAUUACCAAAGAAAUGGAUGAACUACCCUUAAAACAAAACUACAGUCCCCUCAGAAAAAAAUUCUCAGGGGGAGACAACUGGCCUAAGAAUGCAAUCAUUCUUCCAGGUUGUGAAGUAGUGUUUUCUUUAGAGACAGCAUCAGAUUACAUCAAGGACGAGAAGUCUUGUUUCUAUGGCUUUAAGUGCUGUAUUGUCGGAUAUGAAUGGAAUUCCAAACCUUCAGAGAACCUGAUGCAGCUAGAACAAGAGUUGGCCUACCUAGGUGGCAUGUGUGCUGGCUCUCUUAUCAAGAAGGAUAUCGGUCUACCUCCAGUGACGAUGGAGGAACUUGACGAGGACAUGGAUUUUAUAGAUGAGAGCACGCAGUUGGUAUUUAGUGCCCACUCAUCACUGCUGGAGAAAGGUUUUGCUCUGUCUCACCCUCCCACCAUCAUGCAGGCCCUGGAAGGUAAUCUACCAUUCUGCUGGCAGUCCAACGAGCGUUCCUUCCUCAAGGACUUUGUGUCCUGCAGCCCUGGCACUAGUGGUGGGCGAUUAGCAAGGUGGCUCCAGCCUGACUCCUACCUCGACCCUUCACAGUGUGAGAUUGUCUAUACCAAGGAGGAGCUUAAGUGUAGCUGGCCAGCAGUCAUCACCGUAUUGACCAAAGAUCAAUACAGCCAUCUGGUCAAUGUCCCAGAACUCAGGGUUGAGGUGAAGGCUGUCCCUGUAGAUAUGGGUGCACUGGGUGAGGAUGAGAAACGUGUCCGCAGACUGAGCCGACCAGACGAGGGCAACAUGACCUUUGGAGGUCACCCUCCUCCCUGUCUGGACACAGCUUAUGAACCAACAGUGAAGGACAGGAAGGAUGUCUUCCACGCCAUCUGUAUGAUGAAGGCAUAUGAGAACUACUCAUUCGAGGAGCUGAGGUUCGCAGCCCCAGCUGUUUUGCGACCAAGUGAGAACAUGCUGGUCAGAGCAAACAAUGAUGGAACAUUCAGUGCCAACUGGACACCGGGCAGUGUCGGCUUCUACAACAUCCAUGUCACUAUUGAUGGCUUUGAAGCAGGAGAGAUGGUCAAGGUGGAAGUGAAGGAGGCUCCCCAGGGGCUGACCCCACCCACAAAGAACGAGAAAAAGCCACACCAGCAAAUCAGGAUGCGUAGGUUUGUAGCAAAGAGCAGUGCAGGUCUGAGGAUACGAGUGAACCCUUCUCUCCAGAGUGAACAACUCGGGGUCAUACAACCUGAGGGCAUCAUUUCCUUUGUUGAUGAGGUCCACAAUGAUGACGGUGUGUGGCUACGACUGAGCCAGGAGUCCCUUAAUGAGUGGUGUAUCAGCGGCCACAUCGAGGGCUGGUGCCUCCAGUAUAACCAGCACCUGGGUAAGACCCUGCUCGUACCACUAGAUGAGCCGAAAUCUCUCAUGGACGAGAUCAUCAAGGAGACCAUCCUAAAGAAGCUGCCUGAGCUUGUCCGGGCGGAGUCUCACAAACCUAAGAGAGGACCAGGUGUUUACCAGGUGUUGAAGUGUGGGUCAUUUGGCCACAACAUCCGAUGUCGCCCUAGUCUCAAGGCCACACCUGUCGGCAUGCUGACGCUUGGGGACAGAAUCACUGCCCUUGAGGAUGUGACCAAUCAGGAUGGACUUUGGGUGAAGAUAGACCCUGAGAGUGCAGAGCAGUUCUGUCAACAGGAGGGUGAGACAUGGUCGUUGGUAGCAGGGAAGGAAGGAAUUGUGUACCUCCAACACGAAGAUGACAUCCCUGAACUGCCCCUUACUGGAGACAAGGACCCUUUCUCCUUCAACACCCUCAAUGCUGCUGUCGCCAAAGGCUUUGACUUCGGAGCUUCAACUCAGACCCCUUCUCAAUAUUCUGUGUUUGGUGCCCCUGGAUCUGUGUUUGGAGGGACUCACCCAUCUCCAGGUAACUUUGCCCGGAGUGCUAGUCUUCCAGCAAGUGCAUUUGCCUUUGGUAACCAGGGUGUGGGGCCCAAUGCACCAUCGUUUGGCCAGUCACCUGCACCAUCAUUUGGAAUGAGCAACGGCUACCACUCCGAAGGCGGGACAUCACAUACCAAAGAGCUGACCCGCGUCAACUCUCUUCCCUCAUCCAGCUUUGCAAGGAAGCGAUCAUCUCCAGUGUCCUAUUCACCCCAGACUAUGUCACCAGCUCGAUUCGACUCCCCAUCUCUUGCAGUCAUCACCAGCAAUAGGUCCCCUGCCCCAGGUUCGCCUAAAUCAUCCCGACGUGACGGCAAUUCUGUUCCCCCUGAACUGCAGGGUGUUUCUGUCAAGGAACUUGUCAAAGCUUUAGGUGAGAGUAGAGCCAAUGGAAAUGGCCCCACUCCAGUACCAUCACCUCCAGGCACACCUAAGAAAUGUGGGUCACGUAGCUCCAGUCCGCACUUGGCCCCAGACAGAUCAGCUUCCCCCAAAACUGGCUCCCCUAUUCGUAGUCUGAGUCCAAGAUUGGCCAAGGUGGACAGUAAACCAUCCAGGGGGGUGUCAGAGUCAUCAUCUCAGGCCUCCCUCAAAGACGAGACAUAUAGCACACCACCAGACAGUCCCAGCCUUGUCCGCCGUGCUCACCUCAAGAAGGAGGCCUCAUUUGACCGCGAUUCCCAGUCACCUCCAGGGUCACCAGCUGUCCGCCCAAAACACCAGCCUUCCGGUUCCGCACCAAGUAGUCAGAAAGAAGCAGGACUUGCUGGGCUUCCCCCCGCAGUGCCACGGAAAGGCAGUAUAGGAAGUCCUCAUACCUCUCCAGCAAGGAGUGGCAGGAGAGGAUCAGGAAGUCCCCGUCUACACUCCAGCCCCUCCCGAGCAUCACCUGUCAAUGUCUCGCCUACUCCAGGGUCAGGGAAUUCGGAUCGCUUGUUCAACAUCGGCUCAGCUUCUCCUAAGGAUGAAUCUCCCAGGAUGUCCCCAAAACCAAGCAGGAAGGAUAGGGGAAGACAAUUACGUUCAAAACGAGAAAGAGCCUCGUCUCCCUCCUCAAGGGACAUAACUCCAGUUGGAAGGGCGCGGUCAUCAUCAACAUCCUCAAUCCUAGACAAAGCUAAGGAUCCUGUGAAGGAUGCUCUGUCUCCAUCUGUGGCUGAGUGUCUUCGCUCUGUAUUUGCUGCUUUUCUGUGGCAUGAAGGAAUUGUACAUGAUGCCAUGGCCUGUGCAUCCUUUCUGAAGUUCCAUCCAGACCUUCAGAAAGAAAUGUCAAAGUAUGCAAACCGCAAGAAACAGGAGAAGAUGCGAGUGAGACAUGCAACAGAUUCCAGUAAGGAAUUCAACAAAAAGAAGGAGAACAUGAAUAUUAAUGAGGCGAGAGUGAGGUUUAAUCUGGAACCACAGUUGGUGCGUAGCGACUCGGACAGGUCAGAUAAGUCAGAUAAGUUGGACUUGUUAGAGAAAACGUUAGAGGUGAAGAAGGGUAAGGAUGGUUUGUACAGGAAGACUACAGUGGAACGUCACAAAUCUGAGGGAGUUUUGUUUGUUGCAGAUGAUGAUGACAAGGCAUCACCCCUUCCCCCAACACUCCAUCACCUGGUCUACUUCUGGGAGGAGCUGUCCUCAUCCGUCCUCAGGGUCAUUACACAGGAGCUCAUAUACCCCAGUCCUGCAGUCAUGCUCCGCAACAAGAAGAGCGAGAAGAAAGACAAAGAGAAAGAUAAGAAGAGCAAGAAGAAGAAAGAGAAAGUACCGUGGCGGGAGAAUGCUGUUGGGGAUGCCAUGGCGGGUGUGUUUGCUGGGGGCGGGCCUGACAAGGGGGAGACAUCAUGUGAACUGUGUGGGUUAAUGUUCUCACACCCAGUCACAUUCCACAUGCGACAGACGCACCCUGGAUGUGGCAGACACGCUGGAGGUAAAGGCUACAACAGCAGUGGUAACUACUGUGGAGGCUGGGCCGGGAACUGUGGGGAAGGGGGAUACGGGGGCAGUAGUUGGUACCUCAUAUGUGAGCGAUGUCGCGAGAAGUACCUCAAGGAGAAACGCCAACAACUGAAAGACAAAGAGAAGGUGAAAAAAAUGAAAAAGAAGAACAAUCAGUCAAGACAGAGUGUGCUGACAACACAGGAACCUCAUAUUGUGCUCAAGAACAAUGCAAUGUUUCUGAUGGACCUGGCCAGUGCUUCUGGGAUUACUAUCCCCAUUCAGACACACAAGAAGUACCAUGGUGUGAGUCGGUCUGACCUCUUCCUGCCCAGUGUUUAUGAGGAGUAUGGGUCGGAGCUAAACCCCUUCCCUCCUGUGCCAUUCCAAUACCUCAUAUCUCAGAGCGCCCAGAACUCAGACUCUGCCUUCGCUGAUGACUUCUUCAUCGACAUGGAUGAGCGUGUUUUUGUCAGGUCAGGAUCACUCAGCAUCACACAGAAACAAUCAUUCCUAAGACCCAGGCUACCGACUGAGCCCCGCCACAGUCCAUUAGCUAGAUCCGGGUCUUUGGGUCAAGAUAUCCGACCGCCUCUGUCUCAAAUAUCUCCUUCUAGUCCCAAGGAUUCCAGUAUGAAUGCCUCUAGUGAAUCAGAUAAACCGGUGCCGAAGAGUGCAGGAACAAGUCCAGACUCUGAACUGGAACAAGUCCACAAAAAGACAGCCUUCCAGAGGAGCAUAUCAGAGAUAGUAUCCGAUAGUGACGAAGGGUUCGGGGGUAACGACAGAAAUAGACAGUAUGCAGGACGACGGAGAAACAACAGCGGGGGCGUGGCAGAUGGUGGUAUGUCGUUGAUCAAACACCCAUCUGCUGCCAUGUCUAAGCUGAUGACCACAGUGGAAAAGUCGAACUCAUCACGAAUAGAGGGUGACCGAACACUCCAACGUCCAGUGAUGGCUUUCAUUGUGCAGAGACAUGACCUAGAUGGUCUCCAGCUGGCCAUGAAACAGGCCCUGAGGAAGGCCACUUGCCGGGUGUUUGCUUUGCAGGCCAUGAACUGGUUGAUGAGGACAGUGUCACGUACUGUAUGUAUCCACGACCUACUGUGGUACCUGGUGACGUCCCUCACCCCUUCCCUGGGGGAGGAGGAGGAAGAGGAAGAAGAAGAGGAUAAGGAUAAAGAAAAAGACAAGGAUAAAGAGAAGAAAGCACCAAAGAAGGAGCCGCCAAACAAGAAAGAUGUAGAGGAAGCGCCACUGUGUGAACAUCCCCUGGCAGAUAUCAAGAUAGCUGGCAGUGCUGUGGACCCUCUCCCAGAGGUGUUCCACACCCUCCUACAAACUAUAGCCGAUGUCAUGAUGCAUCUUCCCUGGGGAUCAGCAGUACAGUUGAUGGCUGUCAGAUGUUUCUGCCUGAAGUUCCAGCAGACAGACCAUCAGUUUCUACACGAGUGUCAUGUGUUCAGCAACAUCAGUCGCAUUCUCAGUAAAUCUGAUGAAGAGAAGGAGGAGAAUGACAUCGGGGAGCCACCAGUGGCUUCCCAUCGGAUCUGGCAACUAAAAGAUCUGACUGCCAACGCAGACAUCCAGGCCUCCAGUCGACAGGCUAUGAUAGCCAGUCUCACAGACAAUUCCACAGAAACAUUCUGGGAGAGUGGUGAUGAGGACAGGAACAAGAUGAAGACUGUGACAAUCAACUGUCACAAUCGGUCACUGCCUAAAGUAGUGUAUGUCCAUAUAGACAAUACACGCGACCUGGGGAGUAAAGUUAACAUAAUGGGGAUCAGUGCUGGUGGUAAUACAGAGGAGCUGAAAAAACUGCAGCAGGUAGAUAUCGAGACUCGUCAGAGUGGCUGGAUCAGCUGUCACAUCCCAGACACACAGUACCGCUGUAUCCAGCUGGAGCUGAAAGGGCCUGACCACAGCCUCCGUGUCCGACAGAUCAAGGUCCUUGGAGACCGCGAGGGAGAGAACGCCGGCAUCCCUGCCAAGAAAUCUGCCCAGGACCUGCAACAAGACAGCUGUGAGGCAGAGACUCUCAAAGUGUUCAGACUGCUCACCUCACAGGUGUUUGGGAAACUCGUCAAUGAGAAGGUUGACCACGGUGGACUGGUCAGCGGGGACAGUCUAGAUGGGGACCACAACCUCAAGGAACACAUGGUCGGCAUUCUGUUCAGUCGCAGUGGCAAACUUUCCCAUCUACAGAAACAGGUGUGUUCCCACAUAGUACAGGGUAUCCGUAAGGAGACUAGCCGAGUUAGGGACGAAUGGGAGGUGUCACUCAACAAUAACCAGCAAAUCCAUGAUACCAGUGACCAAGAUGUCUAUUGUUUUGAGCUAUUGUCUAUGGUGCUAGCCCUGAGUGGAUCUGGUGUGGGUAGAGCCUACCUGGCUCAACAGUACCCACUUCUCCAGGACCUCUUCAGCCUACUACAUACUGGAUCCCCCAGGGUACAGAGACAGGUAAUAGCGGUGUUGCGGCGUGUCCUACCAGAUGUAAAGCCCCAGACAUUGGCCAGCAUCCUGUCUGUGACAUCACUUCCUCCAGCCGAGUACAGUAUUGUUAACCUUGCCAGCCGGGAUGAGGGUGAUUCCUCGUUCCACCCGGAGAAACCUAAUAUCCUUGAUGUUCUGUUGUCAUGUGUCAGUAAGGCUCUCACUGUACAAACCAAGGUGAAGGUCAGUGGACCCCAGAAGGGAGUUAGCAGUCUGACUUUGUCCGAGUGCCUGGACGAGAAAAGCUCAAAACGGGCGUCCGGUCCACGUUGGUGGAUGAGGGGUAAGAUGUCAGCUGUCCUCGCCAAUAACAUCAUCUGUCUGAUCCACGACAUGGGCAAGGGACAGUUGUCUGAGACGUGGGCAACAGUGACAAAAGCAGCCAUUGCUGAGGCGAUUCUCAACCUCACCAAACUGGACGAGGCACACAGGGUACCUGAAGCCUGUAUCAAGACUCCAACACUGUGGCUUGCCCUGGCCUCUCUCUGUGUACUGGACCAAGACCAUGUGGAGAGACUGACCUCAGGUCAGUGGGUCAGCAGCCCUAACGGCCAGCAUGGACAACCGAGGCCAACAUGUGAUAACCAUGACGACGGGGAGACCCAGGCCAUCAUCUUGUGUAACGAGUGUGGCAACCUCUGUGCUGAGUGUGACCGCUUCCUACAUCUCCCGCGCAAAAAACGGACUCACCAACGCCAGACCUGGGCCCAUUCAGAGUCCACAUCUACUUGGUCAGACCAUCAGGUGUUUAAGGAAGAGGAGGAGGCAAUCAAGGUUGACCUUCAUGAGGGAUGUGGUCGGACCAAACUAUUCUGGGUCAUGUCCCUGGCUGACUCCAAGACUCUGAAGGCUAUGGUGGAGUUUCGGGAGGGUCGUACCUCAGCCGGGGGUGCUGGUCCUGGUACUUGUCGGUUCUGUGGUACCAGUAACAACACAGGACUCCUAGCCAUUGGUAAUGUGUGUGCUGAUGCCGAGUGUCAGGAGCAUGCUCAGAAUGCCUGUACCAAGGUGCUACCGUGUGGUCAUGCCUGUGGAGGUAUCAAGAAUGAGGAUCCUUGUCUGCCCUGUCUCCAUCGCUGUCGCACGGAAAACCAGGAGUCGCUCAAACAGGAUGCUGAUGACAUGUGUAUGAUCUGCUUCACUGAGGCUCUUGCUGCGGCACCUGCAAUCAAGCUGAAGUGUAACCACCUGUUCCAUUUACACUGUACCAAGAACAUCCUAGAGAAGUGCUGGGUCGGCCCACGAAUCACCUUCGGAUUCUCACUCUGUCCAAUAUGCAAGAGUACAAUAGAACAGCCAGUGUUACGUGACCAACUGAAGCCUAUCAGAGACCUGUACAGCGACGUAAAGAGGAAGGCUAUGAUGAGACUGGAGUAUGAGGGACUACACAAGGCCGAGGCCAUCACCACACCUGGGGCUCGAUUCUACCAGGACCCCGCAGGAUUUGCCAUGGAGAGAUAUGCCUAUUAUGUCUGCUACAAAUGUAAAAAGGCAUACUACGGAGGUGAGGCUCGCUGUGAUGAGCAGGCUGGUGUCGCUGAAGACUAUGACCCACAGGAGCUGGUGUGUGGGGGUUGUUCUGAUAUUUCCCGGGCCCAGAUGUGUCCUAAACAUGGAACAGACUUCCUGGAAUACAAAUGUCGCUACUGCUGCUCUGUCGCCGUCUUCUUCUGCUUCGGGACAACUCACUUCUGUAACAUCUGUCACGAUGACUUCCAGCGUGUCACCAACCUGCCCAAGAGCGAGCUUCCUCACUGUCCAGCAGGUCCUAGAGGGAAACAGCUUGAAGGAGACGAAUGCCCACUGCACGUUCAGCACCCGCCCACUGGGGAGGAGUUUGCUUUGGGAUGCGGAGUUUGUAGAAAUGCGCACACAUUUUAGCUUCACAACAGAGGACUUUAACUCGGAUUCAGGCUCUAGCAUGUUUUAACCUGGCCAGUAGUGUUAUGUUUGGGUUCGGGAAUACCUACAGGGUUCAACUCCAGUACGUCAGUAGUUUAACAGUGUUAAAAACAUGUUGUUUAGACGCAGUGUAUAGAAACUGUGUGGCUGUCAACACCACACUUAAAAGUGCUCCUCUAUCAUCUUUGGGUGAAAUCAUGUGUAGUAUUUUAAAUUGUUGGUUGCUUUUAACUAGACUAUGACUUUCACCUUACUCACAAUCUCUGCCUGUACUUGCUUUGUUCAUGGUAACACAAAUGAAAUAACUUUAUCAUUGCCAAAGACCAACAAAUGAAUUUUAAUAUUGUUAUUGAGUAAUUACUAUAGUUGUUACUGGUUAUUGCCAGGAUAAUGAAAUGUUACCGAUACAAAUAUUUGUUAUCAUUAGAUGUCAUUGGGGAAAACCUACAGCACAGCAAGCAUCUCUUUACAAUUUCUAUGAAAUGAAGAGAAAAAACAACAAAAAUAUUAUAUUUAGAAAAAUCAUCAUUUUACCUAUUCCAGUGCUAAAGUUUGUUCACAAGUCAAGGAUAAACUGAAACUUUCUGUUGAAUUGCACAUUAUUACAGCUUCUGUAUCCAAAUCUGUAGAAGCAUGCAGGUUACUGUUUCAGAAUGUAAAAGUCAGUUAUCUCUGAUACUGAAGCUGAUUGGUACUCCAAACUAUCCUUCAGAUUUUGUGAAUAGGUCAUUAGAACCUCGUUUUGGACUGGUCUGAGAGUAUAGGCUAGAAUAUCUACAUGGUCAGUGGACUGAAUAGAUAGAUCUCUUUGUUGGGAUAUUUAGUAUCAGUUCCUAAAUGACAUGAUGAAUACAAUCGGUUAAUAUUUAUUUCUAGGAUAUAUAUUGCUACCUUUAAUACGAUCUUAAUGAGGUUUUUAAAUUCAGUUCCAUAACAAAUUGUUAACUAUAUUUCAUGAACUGCAACUUAACUUGGUAAAUUAAUAUACGAAAUGUUGGAGAGGCACACGAGGGCAUGCAUGGAUACUUUGAAUGAUCAGAUGAAUGUAAGGAAGAUAACUUUUAGUGUUGGUACAAUCUUAAGGUAGCAUAUAAUCUCAAAUCAGUAUGGAAGAUUUAAUUUCUGGAAAAUGUGUUGGUCAUUUAUUUUUUCCAUUCCAAAUAUAUAGCUGUCUAGUCUGCCUCGGUUGUCUACAAGGUUUCAAUGAAAUAGGAAUAUAUCGGUGUCAUGGUUGAUUUUGUUUUCUAUGAAAGGUUUUAUUUUCAGCAAUGCUUUGUUUUGACAUCUUCAGGAUUGGUGGGGUAUUUUGAGUGAUACAUAUGAAUUCCACUUGUUAGAAACCUAUCAGAAGGGUGGAGUGAUGGUGUAUAAGAGGAGUGGAAGUGUUAUGACAAUGAGUAUGUCUAGAGGUGGUAAAGUGUUGAUAACGAUAGUGUAUUGGCGUGGAAGUGAAAUGACAUUGAGGAGGUUCUACAAAUGAUGUAGUAUUGCUUAUACUUUGUAACUGUUAAUGAGAGCAACUGAUACAGAAAAGGGUACCAAUAUUACCAGUAAUGUGAAUGAGAUUUCUCUUUACCUUUGUUUUGUCUGCCUAACCAGUGGACAGCAUACACUUGUUUAAAUAUCGGCUUUGAUUGACAUCAAAAUGACUAAUUCAUUAAUCAGAAUUGUAUGUAAUGCAGGAAAUCUUUGAAAAUGAGUUGUGAUGAUUAUAUGUAUAAAUAUAUAUACUGUGGGACUCGUUGAUUAAACCUCCCAUACAGCUGAACACUACAAAUGUUCAGUGCUACAAAAUGCUUUACCAGUUUAAAGAAGUUGAAAUCUACAUAAUUAUAAUGAUUAUUAUUACUUGUACCUUUGAUACCGUUACGGAUGUUUGCUGCUUGGAGGCCAGACAGCUGUGUGGUGUAAUGGGAGAUGAUUGGGAUAUCUGUGGGUAGCUUUGUAAAGCAUUCCUCCCUCCUACCCGAUGGUUUAGUAUUUUAUAUAUAACUGUGAUAUAUUUGACUGUUUUUUCAGGCAAAUAAAAUUUUAGACAU